Molecule: messenger RNA, 7076 nt
Organism: Lagenorhynchus albirostris (white-beaked dolphin)
Lineage: Eukaryota; Metazoa; Chordata; Mammalia; Artiodactyla; Delphinidae
Gene: KLHL24
Product: kelch like family member 24
Exons: 9
Coding region: 386-2188 (600 amino acids)
Molecular function (GO): protein binding
Source: RefSeq, a predicted model, not a curated record
ACAGCUCCGGGACCGGCCGAAAGGCGAGGAACCGGCCAGAGCCGGGGGCGGAGGGGCGGCCGAGGUCUUGACCACGGGGAUGUCUGCAGGAGGGAAGCCUGCGGUGGUCGGCCUCUCGGAGCCAGAGGAGGGGUCCGAGGAGAGAUUGCGGGGGUCCUGCAUGCUAAAGGAAAAAUAAGCUUGAUUGCAGUUCUACACUCUAAAAUCAAUUCUGAUACUAUAUAACACCUUUGGACCUCCUACACUGACCUCCUUGGUCCCUAGCCCUUACUGAUUAGGUUGGUGUGGAAAAACUGGGGCUUUGAUCAAGCAAAUGCUAAAAAGCCACAUAAGGAAGAUCCUUAACAGUUAUUUCUCAACAAUUAUAUAGUCAACUGAUGUAACAAUGGUACUAAUAUUGGGACGAAGACUAAACAGAGAGGAUCUCGGAGUGCGUGAUUCACCAGCAACAAAGCGUAAAGUUUUUGAAAUGGACCCUAAAUCUCUGACAGGCCGUGAGUUUUUUGACUUCUCUUCAGGAUCAUCCCAUGCUGAAAACAUACUCCAGAUAUUUAAUGAAUUCCGAGAUAGUCGUUUGUUCACAGAUGUUAUCAUUUGUGUGGAAGGAAAAGAAUUUCCUUGCCAUAGAGCUGUUCUCUCAGCCUGUAGUAGCUACUUCAGAGCUAUGUUUUGUAAUGACCACAGGGAAAGCCGAGAAAUGUUGGUUGAGAUCAAUGGUAUUUUAGCUGAAGCUAUGGAAUGUUUUUUGCAGUAUGUUUAUACUGGAAAAGUGAAGAUCACUACAGAGAAUGUACAGUAUCUCUUUGAAACAUCAAGCCUUUUUCAGAUUAGUGUUCUCCGUGAUGCAUGUGCCAAGUUCUUGGAGGAGCAACUUGAUCCUUGCAAUUGCUUAGGAAUCCAGCGCUUUGCUGAUACCCAUUCCCUCAAAACACUCUUCACAAAAUGCAAGCAUUUUGCAUUACAGACUUUUGAGGAUGUGUCCCAGCAUGAAGAAUUUCUUGAGCUUGACAAAGAUGAACUUAUUGAUUAUAUUUGUAGUGAUGAACUUGUCAUUGGCAAAGAGGAGAUGGUUUUUGAAGCCGUCAUGCGUUGGGUCUAUCGUGCUGUUGAUCUGAGAAGACCACUGUUACAUGAGCUCCUGACACAUGUGAGACUCCCGCUGUUGCAUCCCAACUACUUUGUUCAGACAGUUGAGGUGGACCAACUGAUCCAGAAUUCUCCUGAGUGUUAUCAGCUGUUGCAUGAAGCAAGACGGUACCACAUACUUGGGAAUGAAAUGAUGUCCCCAAGGACAAGGCCACGCAGGUCAACUGGCUAUUCUGAGGUGAUAGUUGUCGUUGGAGGCUGUGAACGAGUUGGAGGAUUUAAUCUUCCAUACACUGAGUGCUAUGAUCCUGUGACAGGAGAGUGGAAGUCUUUGGCUAAGCUUCCAGAAUUUACCAAAUCAGAGUAUGCGGUCUGUGCUCUAAGGAAUGACAUUCUUGUUUCAGGUGGAAGAAUCAAUGGCCGUGAUGUCUGGAUUUAUAACUCACAGUUGAAUAUUUGGAUCAGAGUUGCUUCUCUAAAUAAAGGCAGAUGGCGUCACAAAAUGGCUGUCCUCCUUGGUAAAGUAUAUGUUGUUGGAGGCUAUGAUGGGCAAAACAGACUUAGCAGUGUAGAAUGUUAUGAUUCCUUUUCAAAUCGAUGGACUGAAGUUGCCCCCCUUAAGGAAGCAGUGAGUUCUCCUGCCGUGACUAGCUGUAUAGGCAAAUUGUUUGUGAUUGGUGGAGGACCUGAUGAUAAUACUUGUUCUGAUAAGGUUCAAUCUUAUGAUCCAGAAACCAAUUCUUGGCUACUUCGUGCAGCUAUCCCAAUUGCCAAGAGGUGUAUAACAGCCGUAUCCUUAAACAACCUGAUAUAUGUUGCUGGUGGACUGACCAAGGCAAUAUACUGUUAUGAUCCCGUUGAAGAUUACUGGAUGCAUGUACAGAAUACAUUCAGCCGACAGGAAAACUGUGGUAUGUCUGUAUGUAAUGGUAAAAUAUAUAUCCUGGGUGGAAGACGGGAAAAUGGAGAAGCCACAGACACUAUUCUCUGUUAUGAUCCUGCAACAAGUAUCAUCACAGGGGUAGCUGCAAUGCCCAGGCCAGUGUCCUAUCAUGGAUGUGUGACUAUUCAUAGAUACAAUGAGAAAUGCUUUAAGCUCUAAAACCAGGAUACCUCACCCAAGAAGCCACAGCAAUCCAAGAUGAGAGGUUUUAAAAACUCCAGAGUGGGAACUUGACAUAUCUCCUUUUUGCAAUAUGCACAGAAAAGUAAAAAUAAUAAUUAUCAUGCCUUUCUUCCCAAAAUAUCAAUCUUUCAAACUGUAAUAAAGGCUUUUCUGUAAUGGGGAAAAAAAAUUUGUUGUUGUUGAAGGUAAUAGUGGUCUUUGCUUGGGCUUUGAGAGUGUACCUUUGUGAGUAUUUGUAAGAAACCUAUGUGGAGUAGGAAAUAAUGUCUGCCUGCAUACCUUUUAGGAAUUUGUGAUGGUUUCUUCAUUUAUGUAUGUUUAUCUGCAAGACUGUAUAUUCCUUACUUUGUCACAUAUAUGUGUGUGUGUGUGUAUAUAUAUAUAUGUAUGUGUGUAUAUAUAUAUAUAUAUAUACACACACAUACAUAUAUAUAUAUAAUUGCAUGGCAAGUUUUCAUUUAGUUUGACUCAUAUAAUGCUUAGAAUACUUAGAAUCAUUCUAAGGUAGAAAAACCAGUUUUAAAAAUCUUUGUCACUAAAAAAUACAUCCAAGUUGAUUAAUUUUAUUGUGGGUUUUUUUCUGUAAUUGAUAAAAGUGUAAUGAUGACAAUCUGAGUAUCAUAAAAUACUGAAUUAUUAUGACUUCAUUCUUAGAAUUAUUUUCUUAUAUUAAAGGUAUUUUGGGGGGAGGAGAUACAAAAGCAAGUGCCCUUAAAAUGGAGAUUAAAAUUACAUGUUAGUUCCUAAGAAAAAAUCAUCUAAGACCAUUGAAGGGAAAAUGACCCACUGUGGCUCUCAAAAGUAUUUAUAUAUCAUCUCUAAAUCCUCUAAGGGAUGCGCCUUUUCUUGAACAUGGCAGAAGAGUUGAAGUCCACUUUGCAAUAUUAUCUUGUGAAAAACAGGGACAGAUUUUCUCCGUAGCCCAGUAGGGUUUGACCUCAUUACUAUGGUGCUUUGGGUGAGGACCUCUUCCUGGUUAUCCUACUUUCUUGUGAACAGCUAAAAAUCCUGGGAGUCUCUACUGUUAAGCUGCCCUUAAAGGAUAAAGCAGGGACCACCUGUCUCAGUGGGUCCAUAUUUCUUUUAAAAUUAGCUAUCUGAAGAAACUAACAGCAGUAGUUGCAGUCUUCUAAGAUAAAUCUUUCAUUUGGUACCCAUUGUGUAAAAUAGUGAUCAAUAUUCUCAAGCUUCUCUACAUCAAAUUGCCUUUGUCUAGAUGUUUCAACUCCAGUUUAUAAAGCUUACUGGUUUUCAGAGAAGAGUGUAAAACUUUUUCUAAGGCAAAUGAAAUGGCAGGAACUAUAGUGUACGUGAUUAUUGAUAUUCCUGGGUGGACAGAUAUAAUUUAAAACAUUUUAGGGAUGUUCAGGUAGCCUGCUAUAUUUCGACUUCCCCAGGCACUAUUGUUGUCUCACAUCAUAAUUAUAUAUUUGCCAUAGGAGAAAUGAUGCAAAUAUGUGAUUAUAGUGUCACCAGAUUUCUGUUAAAAACAAGGUAGUAAUCAAAAACCUAACAUUGACAAACUACUCUUUCUUUCUCAUUUUAGAAUGAUGCAAAGAUUUGAAAUAAACCUAUACAGAGUCAACUUUUAAUGCCUAGCUGGAAUCUGAAUUCUGAGGAAAACUCUAAAACACUUAACAAAUCUUUAAGGAAUUUUUAUUUUUCAGAUCAUAAUUUGAAAUGAUGUAUACCUUUUUGUGAUAAUUAUCAGAGCAAUUCAGAAACCACUUUUCUACCAUUUUAGUUGAAAGACAGUAGUAGAUACAAUUGGGAUACUUGUUUUAAUUUUAGAGUAAACUUCUACUUCUGCAUCAUACCUUUUGUAGAUAAUGGAACCUAUUUAGUUCAGAAAUUCUCUGUGGUAUAUGAGAAAAGUGUUUUGUAAAUGCUGAGAAUUAUACAAAUGAUACUUGUUAUUUUCAUAUGUAUUUGUAAGAUCAUGCCCAUCCAUAAAUAGACACUUCACACAAAGAAGACUUUCUCAACAUAACCUGUAUUUUAGUACUUUCGUCUAUUAUAAAAGUAUUAACUAUUUACUUGUAUUUUGUUAUACAUUUAUUUUUAAUGUUCAGGUGUCUGUUGUAGUAAAUUGGAAAUCCUAUAAAACAGAAUUUGUUUAAACAUGGACCUCAUGCCAAUAUUGCUUAAUUUUUUUCUCUACAUAAUUUAAAACUACAUAAAUUAAGUAGCCACCAAGAACUUAGUUUGAAUCCUAUGAAAUUAAAGUAACAAUUUUUAAAGUUACCCAACUGAUACUUUAAUUUUCUUAAAUUAUUUAUUUUCAUUUACUGAUUUUUGAUAAAUAAUGAUGUUAGCAUUGAUAAAGUAAUAAAGAAUUUUAGGGUAUAAUUAGUAUAUCAAAAGGGAUUUAUCAACCAAAAUGGUAUCAGAUUAUAUUCAUGCUCUCAUCACAUAGUUGACAUAUUUUCUUUUGGUGGGUGAUGCUCGUAUAAGCCUUUGGGUUAGUGUGUAUGUAUAUAUUCAAUACAUGUGUGUAUAUAUGUAGAUAGAUGGUAUGCUCAUCUACACACAUACAUACAGACAUCAAGAAUUUUAUCAGUUUCUGAUCAGAAAAAGGGACAUAAAGUAAAAAUUAGUUGAUCUUAUUAAAUUCAAUUCCAGAAGUAUAUUUUUUUAAUUUGGGCAUUUCUAGAAUACUUUGUUACAUAUGAAAGUACAUGAUGAAUAUUAGUAUGAUGACUCAUAUACAGUCAGAAUCUAUAUAAUGCAUACAGUUUUACAAGAUCAGAAAACAAAUUGACGGGAGAUACAAGUUUGCUAAACCUAGCCAUUGAUAUACCUCAGUGGGGAAGGAAUUCAAAAGUAUUUUUUGUGGGUCAACAGAAAUGUACAGUUUUUUCUCCAUGAACUUUAAUCAUUUUUCAUGUGUUCCUAUAUGUGAAUGAGCUAUAAAGUGGUCUAGUUUUUACAACAAAAAGGCCUUCUUCCUUUUCUACUCUAAUCUUCCCACUGACUUUACUGCACAGGUAUGAAAUGGUAGCCUAUUGUAUCUUCAGUAACCUUUUUUUUUCCCCUAGAUGACUGAAAUAUAGGUAGUUACUCCAUUUAAACCAGGUGUUAACAAAAAAAUGAUGUAAAUACUCAGGGAGGGUAUUAACUUGUCAUUUUUGCCUAAUUGGAGUGUUUAAAGUGCCAUAUCUAAGUAACUUGCAGUUCAUGAUUCUAGAGUAAAUGCAGUUUGGUAAAGGGGCUUCACACAUGGCGGUGGUUAAACAUUCAUUUUUUUAUAUUUAGAAAGAUGAAAAUGUUCUGUGGACUGAUACAUUUUCUCUUAGUGAAUAUGAAUUGUUUAUGUAUCUCUACUGUCAUACCCUUUUGAAAUGAAACUCAGGAAAAUAUAAAGGUUCAAUUAUACUACUUUUGUCAGUGUACAAACCAGGUGUAUUUUUUUUUCCUGUUGUGUGGAUAUGGCAAUAGAUUUUUUAAAAAGAAAUGCUGUGAGAACCCAUACAUGAAAAGAGAGGGUUGAAUCAUCAGUGUGUGCCUUUUGUUUCUUGAGAUUUAUAUGUGGAAAAGAUAUCUUCUACUCCAGACUGUAUUUUCAAAGAGAAGAGAUUGCUCUUUAUGUGGUGCCAAGUGAUAAGAUAACGUCUCUUAAAGGCUUCCUGUGGACUGCCUUUAUUUUCCUAAACUCAAGACACCAGUUAACCUCAACAUAAUUUUGGCCUUUCUUAGAAUUUCUUGUGCAUUAUAUUGAAAACCAGGUUUAUAUCACCUCACCCCAUUAUUCCUUUUAGUUAAAUAAAUUCACCAUACCAAGAAACCAGAAUGGGGCAAUUUGGUUGGCCUUUAAGGCAGUAGGUUUGACUAGCUAGUUAUACUUACUGUCACAUCUAAUGCUAGUCAUCAGAAACCACUUGAGCCAGGAGUGUGAACUGAUAAUUCCAGAGACAGUUUCAACAUACUUCUGACUUUUUAAAAAUGUUUUUUAUGAAUGUUUUACAUUUGUGUGAUUGCCUUAGAUAUUAAAUUUUUGUAGUGCUAAAGGUCAUCAUUAAAAAAUGUUUUGAAUACCAGUAGUUAUAACUUAUUUUAUGUAUUGUCCCAAAGAAAAGAAUUUGUUUUAAUGUUUUCAAAAUAACUGCAUCUGAAUUUGUUUAUAUGCCUUAAGUUCUCUAGUGCUAUUUCAACUUUUCUUUCAAUCUAAAUAAAGCUUACCUUAGAUAAGUUUCAUACUUGUUUCCUAUAGAGUGAUUUUCCCUUAUUGAAUUCUUUAAUGAGCACCAGCCUUGUGGUUGCUUGAAAGAAAAUGUUAAGAAAGGUUGUUGGGUGUUUGGAGUUUUAUUAUAUUGGGGGACUUUUUUUGUUUGAUGCCAAGGUGCUUUUUAAGAUAUUAAGAAAAACAUCUAUCUUAGGUUGAUUAAACCCUUGUAAACAUCAUUUGCAAUAUCUGCAUCUAAAGUCAAAAAAGUAAAUCUACUUAUUUUUGUUUCAUUCUUAUGUACUGUUUUGUUUCUUUUGUUUUUUCUUCUACAGGCUCUUUCAUUUAUCUUUCCUGAAAAAGUUCUUAGUCUUUCUUUCUCCAACACCCCUCCCCAUGGUUUCUUAAUUUAAAUCUUGUUGAGAGUUUCUGGAGCUAUCUAAGACAACACGAUUAUAGAGUUGAACAAAAGCAUAAUGUGCUUUACAGCUUGUACAGACUUGUGGCAGCCAAGUGUCUUUUGCUUUCAGAUGCUCCAGAGUCUUCACAGUGGGGAAAAAAAAAAAAAAGCUUUGUAUUUCUUUGUUUUCAAUUUAGUUGCAACACACUAAUACUUAUAUGUCUUGUUUAAAUAUACUUUGUGCAUAGUUGUCUUUAGUUUUUAAAAAGUUGUAUCUAAUAAAAAAUGUCUUUUAACCAUUA